Pygoscelis adeliae (Adelie penguin) is the source of this 2769-nucleotide messenger RNA. RefSeq names its product WD repeat domain 47 (gene WDR47). Gene Ontology annotation, molecular function: protein binding. The transcript is spliced from 9 exons. The annotation marks the transcript as partial. NCBI's taxonomy places the organism in Eukaryota, Metazoa, Chordata, Aves, Sphenisciformes, Spheniscidae. The record is from RefSeq and is a predicted model, not a curated record.
CUUCGCGACUCAACAGAGCAGUUUCAGGAAUAUUACAGACAAAGACUACGUUACCAGCAACACUUAGAACAGAAAGAGCAACAACGACAGUUGUACCAGCAAAUGUUGUUGGAAGGAGGUGUGAAUCAAGAAGAUGGAGCUGACCAGCAACAGAAUCUUACUGAACAGUUUCUUAACAGAUCUAUCCAGAAGCUAGGAGAAUUAAAUAUAGGUAUGGACAGUCUUGGAAAUGAUGUACAAACACUUAGCCAGCAAUGUAAUGGGAGCAAAGGGAAUGCAUCUACCAAUGCAGCAAGUAACUUUAUAUCACCACCUUCAGACGCUAGUCAGAGGGUAACAACUGAUAGCCAAAACGUUAAUACAAGCACUCCUCGAAAGCGUGGAUCAGCUAAUCAGAUACCCUUCCCUGAAGAGUCACCUGUACACGGGAAUCAAAUUGUGUCAGAACAUGCUGUCACUCAGCCACAGUUGGAAGACUCUUCAGGGAAUUUAACUAGGACAAGAGCCGAUGAGGAUGACAAAUCAAAAAAGCAGUUCAUUUGCAUUAAUACUCUAGAAGACACACAAGCUGUCAGAGCUGUAGCCUUUCAUCCCAGUGGGAGUUUAUAUGCUGUUGGCUCCAACUCUAAAACUUUGAGAGUUUGUGCCUAUCCAGAAGUAAUUGACCCAAGUGCUUAUAAUACUCCUAAACAACCUGUAGUUCGCUUCAAAAGGAACAAGCAUCAUAAAGGAUCAAUCUACUGUGUAGCCUGGAGUCCCUGUGGACAGCUGUUAGCUACUGGUUCUAAUGAUAAAUAUGUGAAAGUACUGCCUUUUAAUGCAGAAACUUGUAAUGCAACAGGACCAGAUUUGGAGUUCAGCAUGCAUGAUGGGACAAUCAGAGACCUUGCUUUUAUGGAAGGCCCAGAAAGUGGUGGUGCUAUUUUAAUAAGUGCUGGAGCAGGGGACUGUAAUAUUUACACAACAGAUUGUCAGCGAGGACAAGGCCUGCAUGCUCUAAGUGGUCACACUGGUCAUAUUUUAGCACUUUAUACAUGGAGUGGCUGGAUGAUUGCAUCUGGAUCCCAAGACAAGACUGUAAGAUUCUGGGAUCUGAGAGUGCCAAGCUGUGUUCGUGUUGUGGGAACAACGUUUCAUGGAACAGGAAGUGCUGUAGCCUCAGUAGCUGUUGAUCCCAGUGGUCGUCUCCUGGCUACAGGACAAGAGGACUCUAGCUGUAUGUUGUACGAUAUUCGAGGAGGCCGAAUGGUGCAGAGCUAUCAUCCUCAUUCCAGUGACGUUCGUUCUGUUCGCUUCUCUCCAGGGGCACACUACUUGCUCACAGGAUCAUAUGAUAUGAAAAUAAAGGUGACAGACUUGCAAGGGGACCUCACGAAGCAGCUUCCUCUUAUGGUGGUAGGAGAGCACAAGGACAAAGUUAUUCAGUGCAGGUGGCAUACGCAAGAUCUUUCCUUCUUGUCGUCUUCUGCAGACAGAACUGUAACCCUUUGGACCUACAAUGGCUAGAGUGCAAACAAAGGCAACCUAUGCAGCUAAAGCACAGAGACCUGAGACGACGGAACUGUAAAAACAAAGUAAUAAUAAUUAGGCAUUGAGAGAGCAGCAGUCGAGUGGGAGAGUGUCGUAUCAAGAGGAGGGGCACUUGUCACAGAUGUUUCUGGUUUCUGGGAGGUCUUGGUGUUUUUAGUAUAUCCUUUUGCAGUGCUUUCAGUCUUCCAUGUGAACUCAUGCUGCUGUGACCUGUUGUAGUCUUGUUGCCAAAGUCUAUGAGGAGAACUCUUAUGUUGUCGAUGUGCACUCAAAGUAACAUGAACGAUGUGUUUACAGUUUGGUAUUGAUUGCAUUCCUUGGUCUUUGCCUCAAUGAGAACUUUAUAUAGGAACUUAAGUUGAACAACACUUUAACCAAGUCCGUACGUAACUAGUUCCACACACAUACACAUAAAAGAUAAAUUACUUCCACUGUUUUUUCAGAUUUAUUAUAUUCAUCACUUCUCAACAAGAGGUCAGACUUUAUAACAUCUCCACAAUUUCAACUUUUUUAGUAACAAAUUCUGAACUUUAAAGGUGACUAGGCAGUAACCACAUCUUGAUUAUGGUCCAUUAUAUAGUGUGGGUUUUUUCUUUCUUUUCAUCUAAACUGGGGGAAAUGUUGCUGUUUUUACUAUGUGACAUUGUUUUGAACAAGCUAACAUGUUGGAGGGGAAAAAAGUAAAAUAUUGAUUUUUUUUUUCUGUAGAAACAUAUAAUAUUUUACUUUUUGAAUGCAACAGAAUACCUCUGUGUAUAAUGUACUGUAGAAGAGUGGAUUGGCAGCAGUUGUCACAGUGAGCUUAAUGGCUAUCAGUUUUUUCAAGUAAAAGGGAUACCAUUAAUGCUAUUAUAGAAACCAGCAUGGCUUCAAAUGCUAUGUCUGCAUGAUAACUUAAGAAUUAAACUGUUUAAAUUCCCAGUUCAGAAGCUUAUCUGAAUUUUAUUUCUUGCACUGUUUAUGUAUGGGAAAUUGCGGUUUUAUUUCUACAAAACUUUAGAUUCUAAUGUUUAUGUAUUGUUAUAUUUUCAUAUUGUACAGUUCCUUUUACUUUUUAAAAUAUAAACCUUAAACAUUAGGUUAUUUAUUUAUUUGAACUGCAGUUAAGUUUUGGAUUCUCUUGGUUACUAAAUUAUAUGUGCACCGUAGCAAGCAUUUUUAACUAUCGUAUAAAAGUGGAAAGGUAACUAUAGAAGUGUAUCUGUGCUAUAAUCUCAAUAAAGACCUCCAACACCUGCA